AUGAGUGAAUUACCAGAGUAUAUGAAAGCCAUUGUGUACUAUGCACCUUAUGACGUUAGAACCGAAUCAAGAAAAACCCCAACCAUAAUAGAUCCAUCGGAUGUUAUCCUUAAAGUGAAAUAUUCAGGAUUAUGUGGAAGUGAUUUACAUAGUUAUAGAGGGCAUAUCAAAGGACCUGUUGAUACUAUCAUUGGUCAUGAAUUCUUAGGUACUGUUGUUGCUAAGGGAUCUGAAAUUCUCGAUUCAGAGUUUAAAAUCGGAGAAGAUGUUUUAAGUACAUUUACGAUUCAAUGUGGGGUAUGUUGGUAUUGUAAACAUGGAUAUUCGGGUCAAUGUGUUAAAACCAAUACAUUUGGGAAAAUCGGAUUAGAUGGUGGUCAAGCUGAAUAUGUUAGAGUUCCAUAUGCCAAAUCUACCUUGAUUAAAAAACCAACCUCGAAAGAUGAUACUGUUGAUGAUUCCGUUUAUGUAUUAAUGGCUGAUAUAUUUAUCACGGGUUAUUAUGGAGUGAAAAAGAUUCUUAAUAAUUUGAAAAAUGAAUCAUCUCAAAGUGCAGUGAAACAAGAUAUCUCUGAUAUUACUAUACUACAAUUAGGUCUUGGUCCAGUAGGUUUAUGUGCUUUAAGAGUAUUGAAACAUUUUGGAUUUAAAAAAAUUGUAUGUAUUGAUAAUGUUCCUUCAAGAUUACAAGAAGCCAAAGCACUUGGAGCAUACCAAACAAUCAAUUUCGAGACUGAUGGUGAUGCUAUCAAGAAAUUCAUUGAAUCCGAAACCGAUGGAGUUGGAUUUGAUGCAAUUUUAGAAGUGGUUGGUUCAUCAGCUGCAUUAAAGACUGCUUAUGAUUCUGUUCGUAGAAAUGGAUUUAUUUCUUCAUUAGGAAUGGCGCAUGGACCAUUACCAUUUGAUGGACUUGAAUGUUAUUUAAAAAAUAUAAAUAUUUCGUUUGGAAGAUGUCAUGCUUGGUCAUUAUUUCCAGAAGCUCUUGAACUCUUUGAAGUUAUGAAAGGAGAUUUCAAACAUUUUAUUGAUCAUAAAACUGGAUUGGAUCAAAGUAAAGAGGCUUUUGAAUUAUUUGAUACUCAUAAAGUUAAUAAAGUAGUGUUUGAUUUAACAUAA
Messenger RNA from Scheffersomyces coipomensis, 1116 nucleotides. RefSeq lists its product as uncharacterized. The coding region runs from base 1 to 1116 and encodes 371 amino acids. NCBI's taxonomy places the organism in Eukaryota, Fungi, Ascomycota, Pichiomycetes, Serinales, Debaryomycetaceae. The transcript has a single exon. The record is from RefSeq and is a predicted model, not a curated record.